Coffea arabica (coffee) is the source of this 1586-nucleotide messenger RNA. Its product is annotated as F-box/FBD/LRR-repeat protein At1g13570. NCBI's taxonomy places the organism in Eukaryota, Viridiplantae, Streptophyta, Magnoliopsida, Gentianales, Rubiaceae. The record is from RefSeq and is a predicted model, not a curated record. Gene Ontology annotation, molecular function: protein binding.
GCUAUAAACCCCUCUCUAAUUCUUCGUCGCCAGCUUCUUCGGUUUUUCUCGUUCUCGGUUCCUUCCUUCUGCUCCAUAGCCCAGCAGAGCUCCUACGCGUCCCUUAAUUCACACUUUCCAAUUGUAUCAGAAUAUAUUGGACCUCAAUUAUACUGAUAUUACAAUUCAGGUCCUCAUUUGGUGAAGAUUACUGAUGGAUAAUGAUCUGAGGGAGGAUUUGAUUAGUGAUCUGCCUCAAAGCAUCAUAGAAACUAUCCUGACAAAGCUUCCAAUAAGGGACGCUGUCAGGACAUGUGCAUUGUCAAGCAAAUGGAGGUAUAAAUGGACUACCAUCACAGAUCUUGUAUUUAAUGAUAAAUGUGUGAGCUCUUGUUAUGACAGACCCAUUUUGGAGAACAAACUUGUGAGUUUCAUCACCCAUUUUCUUUUUCUUCAUGAUGGACCUAUUCACAAGUUUGCAUUAUCUACUUCAUUCUUGCAAAGUUCCCCUGAUAUAGAUCAGUGGCUGCUUUUUCUUUCAAGAAGGGGUAUUAGGAACUUAAGCAUUGAAUUAGGUGAAGGUGAGUGGUUUAGGGCACCCUCUUGUCUUUUUACGUGUUCAAAAUUGACUCAUUUGGAGCUUGUGAGGUGUGAAUUGGACCCUCCACCAAAAUUUAAGGGCUUCUUGUGUCUGAAGUAUCUUAAUCUUCAACAAAUUCUCAUGCCUCCGGAUGAUAUUGAGUAUCUCAUUUCAAGUUGCCCACUGCUUGAGAGUUUGACAUUGUCGUACUUUGAUGGUUUGGAGCUCGCUCUGCAUGCUCCAAAUCUGAAGUACUUGAUCUUGGAGGGUGAGUUCAUGGAUAUUUGCCUUGAGAACACCCCACGCUUGAUAGCCGUGUCUAUUGCUAUGUACAUUACUGAUGAUAUAGCCGAACACUUUGAACAAAGUUCAAGCUGCAAUUUUGAUAAGUUUCUUGGUGGUGUUCCAUGUCUUGAAAGACUUGUUGGGCAAAUAUACUUCACAAAGUAUCUCAGCAUAGGAAUCGACAGUGGAAGCACUCCAAUUAAGUAUCACCAUCUUAAAAUUAUUGAAUUGUAUCAAGUAAACUUUGAAGACCUGAAUGAAGUACUCGCUGUACUUCGUCUGAUUGUGAGCUCCCCAAAUCUAAAAGAGCUUCAUAUUGCGGGUCCCUCAAACACAGCAGCUGCUGUAGUUGGUUCUGAUUUGGGUUUUUGGGAGAAAGAAUGUCCAACUGAUUACAUGUUCGAUCAGCUCAAAACUGUGAAGAUAACUGAGGUGUCUGGGACGCUGCAUGAAAUGGGGUUCAUCAAGUUUUUGUUGGAGCAUGCACCUGUACUCAAAGUGAUGACUAUCACACCCAGUGCUUACGUUACGGAAGGAAGAUUGAGUAUGUUGGUUAACUUGGUGAGGUUUAGACGGGCUUCUGCACAAGCUGAAGUCAUAUUUGUACAAGAACAACCAUAAAUUGCGGUCCCUUGUCAAAGUUUUUUUUUUGCUAAUUUCUUCUCUUUUUGCUCCUUGCUCUGUACAUUAUUCAAACAUUCUUAUACAAUUAUUAGCAAGAAUCAAAAUGACUUCAGCUCUA